Messenger RNA from Aedes aegypti (yellow fever mosquito), 747 nucleotides. Its product is annotated as ejaculatory bulb-specific protein 3. Bases 233 to 616 code for a protein of 127 amino acids. Lineage: Eukaryota; Metazoa; Arthropoda; Insecta; Diptera; Culicidae. The record is from RefSeq and is a predicted model, not a curated record. The transcript is spliced from 2 exons.
GGGCUCUAGCUACAUAGAACGAGCUAGCCGAGGUAAAAAGUUAACCUCUUAAAAACGCGCGCAAAAUCCUUGGUCUGUGGAUAAUUCUCGCAUAGAUUCGCCUAGAUGUUAUUGUUAUGAUACUUAAUUAUAUAGUAUAAAAGUGCUGGAUGAGUUCUAGAGAAGGCAUAGUUCUAAAGUGCAUCUGCAACAGACAAGCAUCUGAGCUCAAUUCAAUAAAUUUCUUUCAAAAAUGAAGAUUAUGAUCGUGAUUGCCUUUGCGCUGCUAGCCGUUGCUUCGGCUCAGGAAGAGCAGUAUACGACCAAGUACGAUAACAUCGACGUCGAAGAAAUCCUGAAGUCGGACCGUCUGUUCAACAAUUACUUCAAAUGCUUGAUGGAUGAGGGUCCCUGCACUCCGGAUGGUAACGAGCUGAAACGUAUCCUACCGGAAGCUCUCCAGACCAACUGUGCCAAAUGUAGCGAAAGUCAACGGGCUGGAGCCAUCAAAGUCAUCAAUUAUAUGAUCGAGAAUCGUGCAGAACAGUGGAAGGCUUUGCAAGAAAAGUACGAUCCGGAGAAUAUCUAUCUGGAGCAAUAUCGCGCCGAAGCUGAACAAAGCGGAAUCACGCUCUAGGAGGUUUCACUUGGGCAGUGUUUGUAGCCUAGAUAUUUUCAUACUAAUAUUAUGAAGUUAGUUUCAUGACAAUGGGGAUGUGAUGAAAUAAAUAAUAACAAACCAAUUUGAUCGAAUCGUCAUCACCUUCA